AAUGAGCGAGCCAGGUCUCGGCGGGGUGGAGGGGGUUGCACUGCGGUAAUAUGGCUCUUCCUUAGCCAGCGGCGGCGGCGGCCAGUGGGGUAUAGAGCAGUCCUGCCUCUCGGGUGGCGGGUUUCUAGGCUGCAGGGGCUCAGCGGAUAGUGGCUAGGACGCGGCGGCGGAUGCCGAAGGAGAGCCCGCCCCGCCGCUCGGCGGCCCCCGGAUCGCGAUGAGCGCCUCAGCGUCGGUCGGGGGCCCGGUCCCCCAGCCGCUCCUGGGCCCGGCCGCCGCGCUGCCGCCCGGUUCUGCCGCGCGGGCCCUGCAUGUGGAGCUGCCGUCUCAGCAGCGGCGUCUUCGACAUCUUCGGAACAUUGCUGCCCGGAACAUUGUUAAUCGAAAUGGCCAUCAACUCCUUGAUACCUACUUCACACUUCACUUGUGUAAUACUGAAAAGAUAUAUAAAGAAUUUUAUAGAAGUGAAGUGAUUAAGAAUUCCUUGAAUCCAACGUGGCGGAGUCUCGAUUUUGGAAUAAUGCCAGACCAUCUUGACACAUCUGUGUCUUGUUUUGUGGUGAAGAUAUGGGGCGGAAAGGAGAAUGCCUACCAGCUGUUGAUUGAAUGGAAAGUCUGUUUGGAUGGGCUGAAAUACUUGGGUCAGCAGAUUCAUGCCCGCAACCAAAAUGAAAUAAUUUUUGGGCUGAAUGAUGGCUACUAUGGUGCUCCAUUUGAACAUAAGGGUUAUUCAAAUGCUCAGAAGAACAUUCUUCUUCAUGUGGACCAGAACUGUGUUCGUAAUUCUUAUGAUGUCUUCUCUUUGCUACGGCUUCAUAGAGCCCAGUGUGCAAUUAAACAGACUCAGGUAACUGUUCAGAAAAUUGGAAAGGAAAUUGAAGAAAAAUUAAGACUCACAUCUACAAGCAAUGAGCUGAAAAAACAAAGUGAAUGUCUGCAAUUAAAAAUUUUGGUGCUUCAAAAUGAACUGGAAAGACAGAAGAAAGCUUUGGGACGGGAGGUGGCAUUACUGCAUAAGCAACAAAUUGCAUUACAGGACAAAGGAAGUGCAUUUUCAACUGAGCACCUUAAGCUUCAACUCCAGAAGGAAUCUCUAAAUGAGUUGAGGAAGGAGUGCACUGCAAAAAGAGAACUCUUUCUGAAGACUAAUGCUCAGUUGACAAUUCGUUGCAGGCAGUUACUCUCUGAGCUUUCCUAUAUUUACCCUAUUGAUUUGAAUGAGCAUAAGGAUUAUUUUGUAUGUGGUGUCAAGUUGCCCAAUUCUGAAGACUUCCAAGCAAAAGAUGAUGGAAGCAUUGCUGUUGCCCUUGGUUAUACUGCACAUUUGGUCUCCAUGAUUUCCUUUUUCCUACAAGUGCCCCUCAGAUAUCCUAUAAUUCAUAAGGGAUCUAGAUCAACAAUCAAAGAUAAUAUCAAUGACAAGCUGACUGAAAAGGAGAGAGAGUUUCCACUGUAUCCAAAAGGAGGGGAGAAGUUACAAUUUGAUUAUGGUGUCUAUCUUCUGAACAAAAAUAUAGCACAGCUAAGAUACCAACAUGGACUAGGGACUCCAGACUUGAGGCAAACCCUUCCUAACCUGAAAAACUUCAUGGAGCAUGGACUAAUGGUCAGGUGCGACAGACAUCACACUUCCAGUGCAAUCCCUGUUCCAAAGAGACAAAGCUCCGCAUUUGGGGGUGCAGAUGUAGGCUUCUCUGGGGGAAUCCCUUCACCAGACAAAGGACAUCGGAAACGGGCCAGCUCAGAGAAUGAGAGACUCCAGUACAAAACCCCUCCUCCCAGUUACAACUCAGCAUUAGCCCAGCCUGCGACCACCGUCCCUUCCACAGGAGAGUCCGAGAGAAAGACGUCUCUGUCCUCCUCCUUGGAUACCUCCUUGGACUUCUCCAAAGAAAACAAGAAAAAAGGAGUAGAUCUGGGUGACAGCUUAAAUGGAGGCCAUGUGAGCGUGCACACUAGCCAAGAGCAAGCAGAAGCCCUCUCUGGGCACCUGGCCACAGUGAAUGGCACUCUCCUGCCCAGCGAGCAGGCUGGCUCUGCCAGCAUCCAGCUGCCAGGUGAGUUCCACCCGGUCUCGGAAGCCGAGCUCUGCUGUGCCGUGGAGCAAGCGGAAGAAAUCAUUGGGCUAGAAGCCACAGGUUUCACCUCAGGUGAUCAGCUAGAAGCAUUUAACUGCAUCCCAGUGGACAGUGCCGUGGCAGUCGAGUGUGACGAACAAGUGCUGGGAGAAUUUGAAGAGUUCUCCCGAAGGAUCUAUGCACUAAACGAAAACGUAUCCAGCUUCCGCCGGCCGCGCAGGAGUUCUGAUAAGUGAAGUGAGCAGACAGACAGUCGGACCAGGGCAGAGUCUCUGCCUAAAAUGAGGAUAAAGCUGCACUUAACCCUUUGUAAUAAUUAUGCCACAAGAUGAAUAUUAUUGGAGGAUAUUCCUCACUCGGGAAAACAGACUUUGGGAAUAGAGGAGGGACUCAGGAUCAUUGUAUAUCAGUGGGCCAAAGUUAGAUUUUGCUUUCAAGAUUUGCUUUCCAGGCCUGGUGAUUAUUUUAAGGUAAAAGUCACCCUCUAGUUGAAAGAGCUUAUAGCUCCACACCUGUUAGGUAUUUGUGUGCUUUUUAUUUACCCUUCUAUGUUAUCCUCAAAGGGAAGAUGAUAAUAUAUAAAUAAUAUAAUGAACUCACCUUUAGUUUCUCAUAAGCAUUUGCCCUCACCAUAGUUUAUAAAACUUUGGGAAUAUGGAAUAUUCAGAAACAGGUUUCCACUAUUUACUGGAGGGUCUGUGGCCAUCCAUUAGGUUCAUGAAUAAGAAGCAUGGUGUGGUCUCCUUGUACCCAGGCCCAUCUGUCCCUGUCCCCCAGGGACCACAGUCAAGCUGUAGACCCCACUGUUGCCCCAUCUCCACAGUGGACAGGCUGUGUGUCCUGAAAACUAAGGACAUCACAUUCACUGGUUCUUUAACCCAGUAGCUUGAUGUCCCAUCUCUUCUAAUCGGCUAUGGCCUGCCUUCCACCUCCUCUGCCACACCCUUAAUGUGGCCCUCAAAUUUGAUGAAAAACUUGCCUCUGGUAGAUCUCAGGGGAUCCUCAAGGACUCCAAGGUUAUUGCAGUCAGAUGGCAUCCAGUUCCCUUUGGGGCCCAAAGUUUUUAUGUGGGCAGAUGCUGUGGUCAGAAACUGGGCAGGCUUUCUGGCAAUGCACUCACCAGACAAAAAUUCCUAUAUAUAAAUCCCAUGUUAAUUUAUUAAAUUUUGGUCAGAAGGAAGGCAUUGUAUAUGACAAAAUAUAUGUAGAAAGUCAGGCUGUCCAAUAUGCAAACUGCAAGGCAGUUGAAAUAGUUGGAUUAAGAGACUAGAUGAGGCAUAGAAUACUAUUGGUAUGUGUGCAAUUUCAUAAAUAUUAAAUUAUGUUUUUGAAGUCCAAUUGUCAUUCCUGCAUUCAGAUUUCAUUUACUGUUGCUUUAUACGUUAUGUACCCAAGGACAUUGCCUCAGGGUUGCAACUCUUUAAGGAAAACUUUAUCCAUAUAUCCAUGUAUUGUAUAGAAGAAUAAAAAUUGAGUUUACUUC
This is a messenger RNA of Lemur catta (Ring-tailed lemur), 3561 nucleotides long. It is a transcript of the gene UVRAG, whose product is annotated as UV radiation resistance associated. Bases 218 to 2314 code for a protein of 698 amino acids. Gene Ontology annotation, cellular component: endosome; lytic vacuole. The transcript is spliced from 15 exons. NCBI's taxonomy places the organism in Eukaryota, Metazoa, Chordata, Mammalia, Primates, Lemuridae. Gene Ontology annotation, biological process: SNARE complex assembly. The record is from RefSeq and is a predicted model, not a curated record. Gene Ontology annotation, molecular function: SNARE binding.